This is a messenger RNA of Acaulospora colombiana, 1068 nucleotides long. Lineage: Eukaryota; Fungi; Glomeromycota; Glomeromycetes; Diversisporales; Acaulosporaceae. The record is from the annotation of a GenBank genome assembly.
AUGAUUCAGAUAAAAACAGUUUUUCUCGCGCUGUUAAUAUUACCUUACUAUUGCCAAUGGAUUUUGGCGUAUAAAAGCUUGACAGAGGAAGGCCUCCAAGUACUAACCAACAUUACGGAGUCCGAAAGCCUGGAGACCUUGGACAAAUACUUGAAACAGAUACUGAUCCCUCGAGUUUCGGACACCGAUGGAAACAGAAAAGUGCAAGAGUUUAUUAAAUCUAAAUUUAAAGAACUUGGUUGGACAAUCGAAGAGGACACGUUUAAAGAUCAAACCCCAUACGGAGAAAAAACUUUUAACAACAUAAUUGUAACGAAAAAUGCAAACUUGACAAAUCGUUUUGUCAUGGCCGCUCACUUUGACUCUAAAUAUUUUGACCCGCCAAAUAAUUUCGUCGGCGCAACCGAUUCAGCUGUUCCGUGUGCAAUGUUGAUAGACUUGGCGUACCGAUUAGAUCAAUACCUCACUCAACCGAUUCGCUCUACGGAUCCCGGUAGGACCAACAUUUACCGAACUUUUAAUCCUAUGCAACCGAAACUAACCCUAACCCUUCCCUUCACCUCUAUCGAUCAACAUUGUUCAAGGCAUCUUGCCAAAAAAUGGGAAAAAACUUAUUUGCUAACGGUCGAUGUCCCUGAAAUUAAAUCAAAAACCGUUCUUGGUAGCAUAGAGACAUUGGUCUUACUGGAUCUUCUAGGAGUCAAGCAGCCAUCAUUCGCGAAUUAUUUUAAAACCACAUCGUGGUUGUUCUCCAAGCUUGCUGACAUAGAGAACCGACUGUAUGAAAAGAGGAUAAUUAAACCUGGAAGUGAGGACAGUUUCGAUGACGAACCCUACUUCGACACAAGCACCCUGCACUCCUCUCAGGCCCACAUUGAGGACGAUCAUUUACCAUUCCUACAAAGGGGCGUACCAGUUUUGCACAUCAUCGCGUAUCCAUUCCCGGCGGUGUGGCAUACAACUCUGGAUAAUUUUGACGCCAUCGAUCCAGACACGUUUUUCAACCUAAAUACCAUCUUCAGAAUUUUCGCGGCUGAAUACCUAGAAAUCGAUCCAUCCUUAUCAUGA